UAUGCUUACUUUCAUAUCAUCAUACGUUUACGUUUUUCAUACGCUGGCGGUGAAAAAGGCGCGUGUCCGGUAGCGUGACGGAAUAGUGAGGAUUAGUUUGAGUGCACCGAGAAUAAUUUUAAGAAAAGAAUUUAAGAGAUGUUGAAUUUUCUAUACCAUGAGGCCUGCUGGUUUGCUGUUACACUGUUAGACAAACUGACCCUAUUUGCCUCGGCUUUUCAGUUACCAUAUUUCGGUACACGGCUCCUAAAUAUUCAAUUAUUCCCUGUAAUUACAACGGCCUUUGUUACUGAGUCGCGUAAAUGGGGAACAAAUAAGGCAUCGUCACAUGACCCAUGUGCGCCUUCAGAUAGUUCCCGGAAGUGUUUAGCCAGUAAUUCGAGUGUGUGAAACUCCGUUGUAUUUUAAAUAUGCAGGAUAGAUAUUCAAAUAAUUAUUCCCCUUUCGCCUCAGCGGGCAAGUUCGGGUCCUCUACCAGAGACCUGGGAGCUCGAGGCUCCUGCGCAGUCUCUCUGCGGUUCCUAGGACUGCGCUCUUCUGCACAGAGAUCUCGGAUGUUGUUCCUGGGAUCUGCUGAAGCCACUUGCCCAGAUUCACCAGAUAUUAUUUGAGUGACACUUCUUGCCAGAUGACUGACCUCUUGCCAGUGGUGGUGGUGCAUGGAGGGGCAGGGUUUAUCCCAAAGGAGCGGUUGCAACUGUCCAUUUCAGGGGUGUGUGCAGCAGUGCGGACAGGGCACGCUAUCCUCAAGGGAGGGGGCAGCAGCAUGGAUGCUGUGGUGGAGACUGUGAUCCAGCUGGAGAAUAACCCUGCCUUCAAUGCAGGCUGUGGGUCAGUGCUGAACGUCAAAGGAGAGGUGGAGAUGGACGCCAUUGUGAUGGAUGGCAAAACACUGGCAAGCGGAGCGGUGUCCGCAGUACGCAACAUAGCUAACCCCAUCCAGCUAGCAAGACUUGUUAUGGACAAGACCAGUCAUGCGUGUCUGACAGCCGAAGGUGCUAAUCAGUUUGCUCGAUCCAUGGGGAUCGAGGAGGUCCCUCAGGAGUCCCUCAUCACUGAAUAUUCCCGCAUGCGCUGGAGGAAGAACCUUGCACCUGAUGCCAACCCUGUGGAGUCCCAAAUGGGGAAAGCAGGCACGGUUGGUGCAGUAGCAGUUGAUUUAGAGGGCAACGUAGCCUGUGCGACUUCCACUGGUGGGAUGCUGAACAAGAUGGAAGGUCGUGUGGGUGACACCCCCAUCAUAGGGUCUGGAGGCUAUGCUGACAACCAGUCAGGAGCAGUGUCCACCACAGGCCAUGGUGAGACCAUCAUGAAGAUUACACUGGCCAGACUCAUCCUGUUCCACAUGGAGCAAGGUCGGUCGGUAGAAGAUGCCAGUGACUUGGGCCUGGCCUGUAUGCAGUCCAGACUUGGGGGGCUAGGCGGGGUGGUGACAGUGGAUCCUCAGGGCCACUGGGCUGCCCGCUUCAGCAGCAAACAAAUGUCGUGGGCUGCAGCCCAGAGGGAUAUUAUGCACUAUGGCCUGUACACUGGAGAACACUUCACCCAAAGCAUCAACUGAUGGAUGUUGUUGUUGUUGUUGUUGUUGUUGUGUUUUUUUUUUUUUUUUUUUUAACUAUCAUUUUUAAGGGAGAAUACUACUUGGACAACAAAAGAAAUUCAGCACAAGUCAAACGCUAGUUUAUCCAGGUGCUAAGAUAGAUGUCAUUGUGUCUUUAAUUAAAACACAAAGCAUUAACACAAAGUGUUUUUACCUGCAAAAGGCUUACAGAGCCUAAGAAUUCUAGGCUGGAACUAAUUUCAGAUUACACUCUUAAAGCUCCUGGGGUCCGUUCUUCGUACCUCGCUAAGUAAGUUAGCUGGAUUUGAUUGUUGACGAUUUCGCGUGAUCUUGGAUCGUUCAGUUCUCCGAAGCUCAUCCGGGACUUGCUGUCAUAGCAACAG
Messenger RNA from Oreochromis aureus, 1944 nucleotides. RefSeq names its product asparaginase and isoaspartyl peptidase 1 (gene asrgl1). The record is from RefSeq and is a predicted model, not a curated record. NCBI's taxonomy places the organism in Eukaryota, Metazoa, Chordata, Actinopteri, Cichliformes, Cichlidae. Bases 629 to 1561 code for a protein of 310 amino acids. The transcript is spliced from 7 exons. Gene Ontology annotation, molecular function: asparaginase activity.